AUGCAGUUUUCCUUCCAUAACUUCCUCUCAAUAUCUUAUUUCCUGCUCAUCGGAACAUCAGCCUCACCACUCUUCCUUAGCAACACGAAGGCCCUCGACGUCCGCAGCCCCGUGCAACCUCGAAACCCAGCCAAUACUGCAGUCAACCCAGCGGCAGUGACGGGAACCACAUGUGAUGACCCAACCGUCUCACUGGUCACACACGACACCAACGUGGCCAUCUUGUCCAUCUGUGGUGGGAUCGCAGGCGCCAUUGAGUUCUGCGGCGGUGAUCCAUCAACCACGGUUGGAGCCUCGGGCACGUCCAAAUUCACCCUUACAGCUGUCAAUGCCGACAAGGGAGCAACGAUCAAUGUGAGCAAGGGAAGAUGGGAAGGUUGUGUGAGGGCCGCGAAUGCCGUUUGUCCGACUGGCACUUAUACCAGUACCUGUGUCGGUGGAACAAGUGACGGAGUCGGCUUUACUUUUGUUUUGAGUGAGAACAAUUGA
Messenger RNA from Capronia epimyces CBS 606.96, 489 nucleotides. RefSeq lists its product as uncharacterized. The transcript has a single exon. Lineage: Eukaryota; Fungi; Ascomycota; Eurotiomycetes; Chaetothyriales; Herpotrichiellaceae. The coding region runs from base 1 to 489 and encodes 162 amino acids. The record is from RefSeq and is a predicted model, not a curated record.